Leishmania braziliensis MHOM/BR/75/M2904 is the source of this 4023-nucleotide messenger RNA. RefSeq names its product RNA pseudouridylate synthase-like protein. NCBI's taxonomy places the organism in Eukaryota, Euglenozoa, Kinetoplastea, Trypanosomatida, Trypanosomatidae. The transcript has a single exon. Gene Ontology annotation, biological process: pseudouridine synthesis. The record is from RefSeq and is a predicted model, not a curated record. Gene Ontology annotation, molecular function: RNA binding; pseudouridine synthase activity. Bases 1 to 4023 code for a protein of 1340 amino acids.
AUGGUGGCGCUGCACCGUGUUGGCGGCGGUGAUAGUGUCGCCACGCUCGCGGACAUCGGGUAUGAAGAAGGCGCUGACAGCCAUACCACGCAGAAUCACCUCGGCUUCAGUCCACCGACGGCACCAACCGCGAACACUCCUCUCAAAGCGGGUGGGGCGGUAUCACUAACGGAGCGCCGCAUGCUAGAGCACUACGCGGUCCUCCUGCACGACAUACGCGUCGCAGCCACGCAGGUCGCCACGUCGGAUUACCAUCGCUUUUACGCUGCGGCAGUGGAAGAACUGCUGACAGCGUCAGCGUCUCGGGGUGGCCGUGGUGCCGUCUCCGUGCCGCGCUCCGUCGUUUGGCAGGACGCUGCUGCACCAAAGGACUCUGGAAAUGGCGGAGAGGACGCUACGGCGCAGGCCGAACGUCGCCUCGCUGCGUGGGCAUCGUCCUGGUACACGGAGCUUAAGCAGUGGCAUGCGCGCCACAGCACGCAUGCGCCUGGUACGAGCAACGUUUUUGACGCCCAGCAGUCUCUUCUCAACGGCGAGCUGGGGCAGGACGUGCUUGAUGGUCGCGAGGAUGUGGUAGGGACACGGGAGGAAGACAAGUCGAUGGCGGCGCUGCUGCUGCAGGGCCAGUGGCAGGUCGCCAUCGACAGUCUUCUUGCAGGUGACGCAACACAACCCCCUUUCGCAUCUGCGGCACCGACCGAGCCGCACAGCACCUUCUCUACGGUGCCCCAGCAACUGUCCGUGGCGGAACUCUUCUCUACGGCGUCGGUGCUGCACCGACACCGCGUGCCGUGGCGACCCUCACCUCAACGAGGCUCGGCGAACUCGUCCAGCAGCACGCUUCCGCCGCUGCCGAGGCGCCUUGCCCUUGCCCCCGUGACGCCGACAGAGCUGCGCCUACUUCAAUACCCGCCGUCGCCGGGGCUGCGCGUGCUGUCACACCUGACCGCUUCUGAAGAGCAGUGCGGGGAGUGCCAGGCGAAGUCUGCGGGGAACAGGGUGAAGGUAGCACCGUCGCAGUUGUUGGAGGCAGCCGCGGCUGCGGAGGUGGCAGCCGGCCGUGCCACAGGUACCCCACCGACGUGCGUAGUUCGCCUGCGACGUCGUCUAUGGGUGCUGCAGCACCUCCCGCGUCACCUCCCAGCCUCCCUCAUCCGCUUCCAGGAACCGCGACGACCAUCGAAGCGUGCCGGCGGCGGCAGUUGUUGCAAGGGGCCGAAUAGGACAAUGCCGCGCGCGUACCUCCUUCGCAGUCACGCACUGGAGAAGCUGCCGUGGUACACACUCUGUGUGCUCGGUGAGGUGUUGGAGGUGGGUGGGAAGGACAACUUGACAGUCGCGACGGUGCUGCGCAACGCACGCACACACACAUGCGCCGCGCUCUUCCUUAACGUGCCUGCCGACUACGCGGCCCUGCACGACUACGUGCACACCCUCUUCCUCACGCUCGGCAGCAGCAUGGUCGCACGCGCGGUCGCCACUCAACAGAGGCAACAAGGACGCAGAGACAGUGAGAAGGCUGUCAGUGUGUUCGAAGGCGCCUUUGCGCAGACGGCUAUCGCGCUGCUUCAGCCACCCCCGCCAGAGGCGUACGCAGCGGCCGGACUAUCAGCAAGACCCAUCUCUGCCUCAGGUAAUGCUACCAGCCUUCUCGCAAGAUCGUCGUCGGUGCAGGCACCAAGCCCCAGCACAGACAUCACGGACGUUCACGUGGUGUCGCCGCAGGUGUUUUGCCAUCUCUGUGCCGCCGUGCAGGACUGGCGCAACUACCACCUCUCUCUCUACUGCGAAACGCUAAGCCAAAUCGCGGACAGCGACGGUGUGGCGCUGCGCGAGCUGGCGCGAGUGCUGGAAGUGCAGCCACACAGCGAGGAGGAACUACAAGAGAAAGCGGCUGUGGUGCUGGCGCCAGAGAGCGCGGCCGCAGUCGUCACGGCGCUCCUGCUGCAGCGCCUCGACCAGGUGUCACGGCCGUCUGCGUCGUCCCUGUCGACGACGGACGGUGCCCCUCUCCCCUCCCUCUCCGACGCACCUCGCACCAUCGCCCCACACCCCAGCGUUGGAUGCCACCCGCAGGCCACAUCUCCUUCCCCGCCUCCACUUCCGCAAGUCCUUUAUUUCAUUGCGCCGCACGAUAAGGCGCACGCGGUGGCCAACUACUUCAAGGGCAUCUUCCACCGAUCCUUCUUCAAGCGCGUAGUGACAGCGGCAGCGGCAGCGAAGGAGGAGGCAGUCGUAGGGGCGGCGGCGACGCCAGGCCUAAAGAAAGACCCGCGGCAGCCGCGCGAUUACGCCGCGCCCAUUUCCGCCACCCCCACCACGACCGCGACCAGCCCCCGCACAGCAGAGGAAGGGAACGACAGCGCAUCAGCGCCACCAGCCCUUGUGUUGCCACCGGCUGAGUGGGACCGCAACGCCGCCGCACGCCUUGUCGGUCGCACGCUGCGGCGCCUCGACCGCUACCCAACGCGCACGACGGAGGCCUUCUUUGCCCGUUACGUGCGUGGCGACGAUGUGGACCCAAAGAGGGAGGGUGAGGAAGCGGCCUCCGUCGCAGUCGCAGCCGCAACUCAGUCCGCAUCAACGACGGUUGCCCCCCCGCUCGCCAUGAACCUCUUCGUGGUGAGCCUGCAAGCUGCCGUGGACUACUGGCAUGACCGCCACUGCCGCCCCGUCCUCGACGUUCCACCCACGGCGUCAUGCUCUCCCCAGCAGAAGGGGGAGCAGGCAACCUUCACAGCUCAGUCAGCCGCGACCGUACCAGCAGUCGAUAGUCCAACCAGCGCCCUCGUGGGCACUGCCGCAGCGGCCACGCCCGCUAGCGUGGAAGCCUCGUUGAGCGAGGAUGACAAGGAUGGCUUACCUGACGCAAUCGUUCUACUCGCCUCCCCACCAAUACUCCCGCACGGACUGCACGCGGUCUACAAGCCUGCCGGCGUGAACUGCACCCUGCACGCACACUACCCGUCUCUCGUGUACCCCUUUCUCACUUGCGAGCUGCCCUGGAGGGCGGGAGGGGUGGUGACAGCGGAUGGCAACGACGAGCAUCGUGACGCCCGUGCGUCCUCGUCGUCACUGCCACCGUCCUCUCCACCUUCCUGCGUGCCAGUUCUUCGUCAACAGGGGCUCGUAAACCGCAUUGACGUGGGCACGAGCGGCGUCGUCCUUGUUGCCCGCAACGCGGCCGCGCUGCACGGCGCCACCGACACGAUGAUACGAGAGCACCACAUACGCAAGACGUAUCGGGCGCUCGUGCAACGGUGGCCUCCCUUCUCGUCCUCGUCCAGCGCGUCCACUGUGCCGUACAGCAAUGACAGCGCAGAGGUGGCGCCGCUCUUCAGCGUAUCGCCCUUCUUGUCCCCGAUGGCGAGCACUGUUGUGUGCGCACCGGUGUACGCGGCUGGCGCCACGGCGGCCUCCAUCCGCUGGCGUCCAGCGCUGUCGCUGAGCCAUGACUGUCAGCUUCAGUUGUCCGCGCGACACAGCGCAGACACGCUCUCGGUCGCGGGCGCCGCCUCGACGUUGUCGCAGUCAUCGAGUAUCCCCAGCUCUCCCUGUUCUCUUGCACAUGUACAUCAGCAGUACGCCACCCUGCACGCCGCUCUACAAGACCAGCGGAAUGCCAUCACGUGCUACCGUGUACUCGAGUAUUUCGCGUCUACUGGGGUCGCCUACGUGCAGGUGGAGCUGCGCAGCGGGCGGCGGCACCAGAUACGGCAGCACUUUGCGCAACUCGGCUUCCCUCUUGUUGGCGACGCUCGCUACCAUGCCGGGGUAGCCGCAGGCCACUCGGGAACGACGUUCGGGAUGCAACGAGCCGCGCUCCACGCCUACGCGGUUAACAUCCUCGCCACCACAAGCGGUGACGGCCAGGCGAGCAAUGAGGAGGGACCUAACCGCGUGGUGGUGCAGGCUGCACUGCCAGCCGACAUGCAUCAUGCUCUGCUUGCGCUUCGGAAAGCGGAACAAGACAAGUCGCGUCGGCAGAGACAGCAGCAGCAACCACAACAGCAUCGUGGCUGA